AUGGAGAAGAAGUCCAGCCGCCUGCCGGUUCGGGAUCGAUCUCGUCCAGAUCGUUCCCGCUCACCCCACCGUGGAGUUCGCCCUUGGGAAAAUGGAAGAGAGCCGAAAUCUGUUCUAUAUCCAGCGGACGUUCAGUUCCACCGACAAAAUUCUUCCAAAGCGAACAACAGUCGUUCACCAGUGAAGCCUUCUACUUCGCCAUCAAAACAUCGUCCUGCUACCAAAUUUACUCGAACAUCGCCUUUGAAAGAACAGCCACAGGCUCGCUGUACUCGAACAAUUUCACUACCGCACCAACCUGAUCGCAGUGCUCGAAAAUUAGUUGAGCGCAUGCGGAAAUGGAAUGAAAUGAACUGCCCUUCUAAAUUCGUGCCUGGAUUCAUGCCGUUGAGGGACGAGUCUAAAGUUUCUAAACCUCAUCAAACGACGCCAAAGAGUCGGAAGCAUGAGACAUGGACGAUAGACUACUUUACUAAGGAACCCUUCGUGUUUGACAGAGUAGAAAUCUCUACAGAUAAGUCGCAUCCUUUCAAAGAGAACAUUAGAGUAAUAGAGAGACCACGACAACGGACUUGCUCGUCACCCACAUUUGAAGACUGGGAGCGAGUGCAACACGGUUCACGCGAUCACUAUGCUGUUCCUAAUCCGUCCUCACCAUCAAUGAAUUGUGGUAACGUAGUACAAUUUCACGCAGAUGCCCAUACUACAUCAAAGAGGAAAGAUGCGGUCACACCUUCCCACAACGAUGGUCAACUGAACCAAACCACACCUGGAAACCUAGUAAGUCCCGAUGAUGUUUUCUAUACACCGAUGACCCAUAUCCGUCCUUCACAGCGAGAGCAAAGCAGUGAUUCGAAUGCUUAUCGUUCGCUGAAUACGCUCCAGUUCACGCCACCGGUUAGCCGACCGCAGUUUUCACUGAUAGCUGGCAAAGAAAGCGUGUCGGCAGUUCAUUCACCAUUCGAUCGGACUGACUCCUUCAGAAAGAAAACAGAAGCACAGCUAGCUGCGAUCGAUAAAGUAUCCAGUAAGAUAGACAUCGCUAUAAAGCAAGCUCGAGAUGUGUUAAGCAAACCAAUUCGUCUGGGUUUACCACUCUUCGAUAGUUCAUCUUUUCCAUCAUUUAGUGAAAAUCGUCAAACAAUUGAUCCGAGUCAACUGGAGAACUUUAAGAGGAUGAGUAAAGAUAGUGAGAUGUCACCACCUCGUCGCUCGCUACCUGCAGGAUUCCACCACUCAAAGUACGGAAAUACGUCAAAUAUAGGGACAGAUUCUGCACUGGAUCGCAGUAUGGAGAAGAUGUCCAACCGCUCGAGCAAUGCUCCCAUCGACCACGAUGUGUCAUAUUUCUUGAGCAUGGAAGCUGAGUUAGCCUACGCUGAGCGAGUGGAGAAAACCCACUCACAUUUGAACGCAACACGAUGCUUAGCCAGGAAAGCAGGGGAUAAGAUAAAAACUGCGCAGCAAAACGAAUACGCCGAUAUCGAUGCGAUUCUGGACUCAAUCGUACUGCAAGAUAGAUCGCUGAUGAGUUCUGAGAGCAGAGAGGCCCCUUCUGAUUUGCAGCCAAGCGCAAACUUCGAAGCUAAAAUUAAAGAACCAAGCCCAGUCAAGCCGCAAAUUAGUGAGCAGGAAGAAAGAACGGCUCACAUAGAUUCCUAUAUUCGAAUGCGAAAAAAGCUACAUAAACUGCAGGUGAAGGUUCUCCAACUGGAAAAGAGAUCUGCACCUUUUUCCGCACAAUCGAGAAAUAUCGAACAACUGAUCGAGACUGUGAAUGAAGAACACGAGAGGGAUGUUGAAGAUGCUGAGUUGUUGCUCACCCAGAAACUGGCAACUAGUGAAUUUCUGUUGUUAAUCAAACACCGUCAGCGAAAAGUUUACGAUGCAACUGAGCGAUGGUGCGACACCAUGAAGCGCCUUCUGCAUCUUGAUGUACCGGAGCAACCAAGGAAAUCUGCUGUUGUUCCGGCAAAUAAGGAAAACGCGAUGAGAUCAGAUCAUGAAGCAGUACGUGUAGAAACGAAAGUGCUGAUUGACAAAGCGGUGGACGGUGCUGAAGACUUGAGCGCGCGUACGAUGCGGCGCAACUUGGAGGCUCGCAGGGAGCAGGCUGAAAAGCUUAACCGGAGUUUCGAAGAGAGAUCGAGAGAUAUUGAGCAGAUGACAAAGAAGUCAAUAGCUGUGCAACUUCAUAAAUAUGACCGAGUAAUCGCUGAACGUACCAACCUGAUUAGUCAUCUCGAGAAGAUAUCUACUGAAGAGUGCUACGAAGUACCUAUUCUGCCUCCAAGAACUCCUACACCUCAUCGUGACGGCGUCGCUCCUUUAGACCUGAGCCAAUUGUCUGAGGAUGAUCCUGUCAAUGAGAUGGAAACACCUCACGAGAAUGAUGGCACUCACUCAGCCGCUGACAACCAACAGACGCAUUUUGAAGAGGAACAAACCGCUAUUUCUCGGACCCAGUCGCAGUCGACGGUUUAUGAAGACUCCCUUUCACAUUUCGACGACGAAGAUGACAGGCCCGCUUCAGUGAGUUCAGAGGCUACCCUAUACCAGUCUGAUUUCGAGGACCAGGGACCUACAACGACUGAUGCUAAGAAGACAGAUGACCAUCGAAUCCCGUCUCGACGUACAUUGGACACAGCUGAAACGCUAACUAUGCUCUCUCGUAAUAUUGUAGUGGUGGCGAGUACAUCUGAGAGUGACGACGUGCAUCAAAAGAUAGAGAGCAUCAUAAAUGAAGCUGUACGCAAGAAUGCGACAUCGCAGGAGGCUGAUUUGAGUGUACGCUUAGAGAAGGUGGAAACAAUUGAGGAGGUUGCUACUGCACUGGUGGUGCCUACCGAUGGCCGUUUGGCUGUAGAAGCUAAUGUUAGUCUCGAGUCGAUUGGUGUAGCUGGAAGAGGCGACCGCUCUUCGAAGGAUACCGCAUCUUCAAAGUUAGAGGAACACAAGCUCGUAGAUAAAACUUCCGACGACAAGGCUCUCGCUGGUGGUGACGUUCAGACCGUGCCUCCAGUUCACGCCAUUCCAGACCGCUUUCCUAGUGCCGUAGCGGUUGGUGAUACUUCACAACCAAAUGAGAAUCCUAUUCUACAACCUUCUAAUCCUGAGAAAGUCUCGGUCGUUGUUCGCCCACCCAAGGAUUUUUCUCGCUUACGAUUGUUCUUUGGUAGCCCAGAUGAGCCGACUGAAGAUAGCGUCGAUCAGCAGCCAACUGACGACGAUGACAUACCGAAUGAUCAGUUCGUCACGAGAAGGGAACCGUCCAGUGAUAUGCUGGCGGAUGAUACCGACGAUUCGGAUCGAGUCCCAGAAACCGCUUCUGUCAACGGCGAUGAGGAUGUGCCCGUUAUUACACUGAGGCGUUUUGUUUACAAGGAACCAGCCAUUGGCGAGAAAUAUCAG
This is a messenger RNA of Cooperia oncophora, 3411 nucleotides long. The record is from the annotation of a GenBank genome assembly. NCBI's taxonomy places the organism in Eukaryota, Metazoa, Nematoda, Chromadorea, Rhabditida, Trichostrongylidae.